Messenger RNA from Trifolium pratense (red clover), 905 nucleotides. RefSeq lists its product as uncharacterized. The coding region runs from base 80 to 772 and encodes 230 amino acids. Lineage: Eukaryota; Viridiplantae; Streptophyta; Magnoliopsida; Fabales; Fabaceae. The record is from RefSeq and is a predicted model, not a curated record. The transcript is spliced from 2 exons.
UAUUGACUCCACCCCAAAAAAGUCAGCAAAAUAAAUAAAUAGCAGCAAAUUUCUUACUCUUUCCACCAUACACAAUACAAUGAGGAGUCUGUUCACCAAUGGUAGGGAUCGGGAAGAACAUCCAAACAGAGGCCAGAAUCAUCAUGACAAUAGAAAAACCAAAAGAAGAAAAAGAAGAAGCAACAAUGAAUUUCAGAGUCAAGAAGAUUCUCAAGACUCAGAAACUAUUAUUGAUCCUCCCUGUCCUCCAUAUGUUUUACCCUCCGAUCAUCAUCAACCUAUCCUCGAUUUUGCUCCCGACGAUGCAAAACUCCUCACAGAAUUCGCCACUCGCCACCCUAGCUUCCUUCUUUCAGAACAGACACACUCCUCUGUCAUGAGAAGAACAGCUUAUGAAUAUUUCACUAGUUUCUUCAAAUUUCUCCAAUCUCAGUCUACCUUAGAGUUGUUAACAACAUUAAAAUCAUCGGUUUCUGCACAACUUAAUGUUAUCAGGUUAUAUGGCUUCAAAGGUGAAUGGCUUGAUGAAUUAGAACUUCGUCUCAGUCGUCAAAUUCCACUCGACGAAGAGUUCCAAAAAAUGACUGAACUUGAAGCUUCUUAUUCCAAACAUAUUGCUGACAUGGAGGAGGAAUAUGAAUUGUUAACACAGAGAUUAGUAGAAUUGAGAGGUAAGUUUAUGGCUGGGAAAGAAACUAUAGAUUAUCUUUCUGAUAGGAAGAAGAAAAUUAUGGAUGAUAGAGCAAGCUUAAAUGUCCCUUUUACAUUUUAAAAUGGCACUGAUGUAGCUGACUGCGUGGAUGCGAAACCGGCUGACUACUGAGAAUCUGAAUUCUUAUUUUGUAUACCGAUGUUUGUUCUUUAAGUUAAACAUUUUCCUUGAGUUAAUCAUUAUUAUUAUCGGA